Messenger RNA from Rhagoletis pomonella (apple maggot), 8411 nucleotides. RefSeq names its product protein expanded (gene ex). The coding region runs from base 375 to 5870 and encodes 1831 amino acids. Gene Ontology annotation, cellular component: cytoplasmic side of apical plasma membrane; cytoskeleton. The transcript is spliced from 7 exons. Gene Ontology annotation, biological process: positive regulation of hippo signaling. NCBI's taxonomy places the organism in Eukaryota, Metazoa, Arthropoda, Insecta, Diptera, Tephritidae. The record is from RefSeq and is a predicted model, not a curated record.
GCUUGGUUUAGUUCGGUUUACGGUGCUGAGCGAAACGGUCAAGAUUUCGAAAGGUUUGAAUUUAGUACUAUAAUAACAUUGCUGUAAAUAUAAAAAGAAACGCAACACAACAGAUAUGUAACACUUAAUAUAUCCAAAUGAAUGAAAAUCAGUCAGUGGCCACAGAUAUCGUAGGGAAAACAAAAACGACAAAGUGAAAUACAACGAAAUAUGAUGCAAAUAUGUAAAUGAAUUACAGUAAAGCAAACGUAAUUGAAAAAAGUAGCUAAACUGUUCAUACCUACUGAUUUGGGCAAAAUAGUGAGCUGAAAUAUUUGCGUCGAAAGAAAAAAGAUAUUUCCAAAGGACUUGUUGCGUUUAAGUAAUGAUGCAGCAUGCGAGCGUUUUGUACUGUCAGCGCGCCAUUAGAAGUAUGCGCGUCAUCGGCCGAACAACUGUCACCAGGAUCACGCUUUUUAGCACUAAGGCUUUUGGGAAAUCAACAGCCCAAAACAUUAUACUUCCUAGUCGAUGCCAAGAGUCGAGUGAGAGAAGUGUACACACAAACAUGCCUACAUUUUGCAGCGCAAGGCAUGCUCGAUACAGAAUUGUUCGGUUUGGCGGUGCUCAUAGAUGGCGAAUACAUGUUUGCGGAUCCAGAGAGCAAACUCUCCAAAUACGGCCCGAAAAGUUGGAGAUCCUCGCACACGCACGGACUCGAUGCCAAUGGGCGACCACUUCUGGAGCUACAUUUCCGUGUGCAAUUUUAUAUCGAGAGCCCAUUUCUGUUGAAAGAUGAGAUAUCCCGUCACAAUUACUACCUACAAUUAAAAUAUAAUGCUCUACAACGGGAAAUGCCUAAAGAAUAUUCCGAACAGUCGAUGAUAUUGCUCGCCGGAUUAGCGCUACAAGCAGAUUUGGGUGAGGCACCAUCAGCUGGACUAACAACCAAUGCAACCACGAUAACAAAAACAACAACUUCAAAGGGCACAACAUUUAAAUCGCUUGUAACAGAAGAGGGCAGCUGUGGUGGUAAUGUGGAGUGUGACCAUCAAGGCUUGCUCACUUCGCAUAUCACAGACCCUACGGCCAACACAAAUGAAGUCACAAAUGCAGCGGCAAGAAGUACAGAGACUACUACAACGCCUACAACUAACACGGAAGGGACAACUUUUGGAAUAGCAACAGCAACAACAACAUUGCCAAAGAUCAACAAACGCCUAAGUAGUGAAAAUGAUCGAGUGCUACGUCUGUCCAAUUUUUUAACGGCAAGAAAUUCUACAGCCUCAAUAUCAAAUAUAUCUGCACCAGAAGCGGCGGUAAUAUCAACGCCUGCCUCCACGAGCUCUUCGUCCAUAUCAGUUUUUCCCGUUAGUGGUAGUCUGAAGCGUAGCCUGGGCGCAAUGGCAGCCUCAUUUUCAACUUCCUCGUCGAUUUCUUCAAUUAAUCGCAGUAGUUCAUCGAAUACCCCACCAACAACGUCGUCGAGCACGUCACUAUCAGCACUGGGUCAGGCACAGUCUACACUGCAAGAGUAUUUCAGCUUGAGAGACUAUUUGCCUGGCGAGCUGUGCACCGCAUGGGCGCUGAGUGCACUGCUGGCUUGUCAUCGUGAAAAUCGUGGCAUGUCAGCGGCGGACGCAGAGUUGCACUACAUUCAGCAUUCCAGUAUGGUGCAUGAGUGCGUCAAUGCGCAUAUUUUUCGAAUGCGUACAUCAAAAAGUGAAAACGGAUUGGGCAGCUCGUGGUUUGUGGUUUAUUCAAAGGGUAUAAAAAUUUUCAACUCCGUUGAAAACAUACAACAGCCAACCACCUUCCUAUGGCCGAACAUAACGAAGCUUUCAUUUGAGCGGAAAAAGUUCGAGAUACGCUCUGGCGACUGUAAGAUCCUUCUCUAUGCCACCUCGGAUGAAAAAAACAAAAUGUUGUUGACGCUGUGCCGCGAAACCCAUCAGUUUAGCAUGAAGAUAGCCGCCCGUCUGAAAGAGGUCAUUAAGCGCGAAGAAGAAGAGAGCAAUUGUCUUCAUGCUUGCUAUAUUUAUUCACGCAGUUUGCACUUGCCUUACAAAAACAAAAGCGACCAGCGUAUAUCGGUCAUUUCGAGCACUAGUUCUAACACCACUUCGGGCAUUGUCAGCGAUCGCGUUCACUCUGAGGAUGAGGUUGAGAUAAUGAUAAAUACACCACCUGCACCGAUUGCAGCACCAUCUACGGAAAGUUUGGCAUUGGCACAUCUACUAGAUCGUCCAAGCGUCAGCAGACAAACUUCAUCAGUCGGCCAAGUUUCAUUGAAAGACCUGGAAGAGCAGUUAGCGGCGCUGUCUGUACGUCAGGAACGUCAAAAGCAGCACUCGAAUUCUGCUAACUCUGGCGAUGAAUCGCCCGCAGAAAGAAGUCACGCCUCAGCGGGAAACUCAUCCAGCAGCAGCUCGAAUCAAGCAUCCCAGCGCGCAGCCGAUUCUUCAACUGCUACUGACUCACCAAGUUCGCAGCACAACAUUGGGUCACAGUGUUCUUCGACCUGUAGUACCGUUGUGGUUUUGCCUAGCACAGAUUCAAUAACAAAUACGCUAACAUCGUUAGCUGUCCAUUCUGCGAUGAAUUCUACGCCAAUACAGCGACGUAACUCUACGUCGAGUAGUCUGGAAUUGGGUUUUAGUCACACAGCACAAAAUUCCAUACUCAGUGAGGCAGAAUCCACUUGCAUUGACCACGAUUUCACAUCUUCUACGCGGGACGAAAACGAGAGCGCUUCUGGCGUUUACACGCUAGCCCACGGCGCACCGCCCACUGAGACCUCUGGUGUAUACACGAUGCAUAGCAGCGAAAUGACAGCGCAAUCGUCAGAGAUUGCCGAGUCUGAAAAAAGUUCCCAUUAUGGCAUUUUCCAGCCGACGAAAGGUGAAAUAGGCGCCGAUAAUUUGCAUGAAAGCCCCUCAAAUCUGGAUUCAGUCGAUGGUGGAAAUUACCUCGGGAAACGCAUCAAGAACGAAGAAUUCCGCCUGCGGUCAGACUCCAACGUAAGCACAAGUGGUUCGUUCCGCGGUGAUGGUAGUGAUCCAACCGACAACAAACAUAACCUACUUUCCGCAGAGGAAUUAACCGAUUUAAUCGUUGGGCGUGGUACAUAUCCCAAUCGGAAGACAGUGUCUGGUACCCUAGACUCAGACUGCGAUUACGUCACUUUGCCAUUGCCCAUUACAGGUGAAUCCUACAUUCAAGGCCAUCAAGAUACUGCACCCACUGAAGACCAGGUCGAAGACCUAAUUAAUGAUUUAAUACCGACGGAUCCACCAGCGCCUCCUCAACGUAUCGACAGUAACAGCCUGAAGCAGCCAACAAAUCUUACGAGUCUAAGCAUUAUACCGAUGCGUUCACCACCGCCAUAUCAUGCACGCCAUGAAAAAACCGGUCUAUGUGGGCCACCAGUGUGCCCACCGCUGGCAUUAAAGCCAAUUCAAGACAAUACAAAAGCGAAAAUUACGCCAAACUUCUCCAAAGUGCCAUCGCCUACCAUUCCAGUUGAGUUUAAUAAGACAGCAGUCGGUAGCACACCAACUCCACGGGCAUCGCUUAAAACAGCAUCCGCUGUGCGCCGACGUGACCCACCGCCAUAUCCCACAACAGCGAAACCCCGACCCACGUCUUUAGUGUCGUUAGCCUCAUGCACAUCUUCUCUAAAUCAUUCCAGCAAUGCGGUUACCUCAACCAGCGGCUCAUUGAGCUCGCUAAAAGCCGAAGAGGUCACAGCUCGUUUCAUAACUACGCGGCCACAAAUCAACAUUCUCAAAGCCCAUACCAGUGUUAUUAACGAUAACCAGAAACCCAGUUAUGCUGCACCGACGCAUUGCUCAUCGGUGGUAUCAGCGACCGGAUCUAUUUCCAGCCGUCACAUACCAAGCCAUUUUUCCCAGCAUUCUGUGCACAAUUCUCAUUACAUCAGCGGCUCACAGGUCUCGCUAAGCGGUGAACAUCAUCCGACAUCAGCCACAAGGCAAUCAUCCAUUUCGGCGGCUGCCAUGGCGCAUGCUGCGGCCGCAGCCGCUGUAGGCGCAGGCGUCAUUUCGAACACCAUUGGCAUACCAAUCGUUCCUUAUGGACUGCACGGUACACAUAACAGCAUGUCAUCGUUGCACCAACAGCCGCCCCCGCCACCGCCCCCGUAUACGGAAAUAAAGCAGUCGCCAAGAACGUGUGUACUUUUACCAGUGAUCAAACAUCGACAAUUUCUGCCACCGCCACCACCCAGUCUGCCCCGCCAGCCUCCACCACCACCACCGCCCACUCAGCUAUCCGGUGUCUAUGGAAAUCAACUGGCACGCAAGCAGCUAGAGCUCUACCAGCAGCAACUCUAUAGUGACGUUGACUAUGUCAUCUACCCGCUACAAGACCCUGCAAUCAGCCAGCAGGAAUAUUUGGAUGCAAAGCAGAGCUCAAUAUAUGCAGCAAUGGCACAACAACCGCCACAGCCGCUCUCGCACACUCAUCCACAUCCGCAUCCGCACUCGCACCAAUACUUGGCAUAUCACGCAGGGAGUGCACACGUCGGCUCGUGGGACACAUGUAAAGGCCACGCAAUCUAUCGCAGCACACCCUACUUGCCAUUGGCGCUGUCCACGCAUUCACGCUAUGCAUCGACGCAGAAUCUGUCAGACACUUACGUUCAGCUACCGAGCACCUACUCACCGCUCUACAGUCCUUCCAUGGCCAGCUUAUGCUCCUCGUAUGAACCACCACCGCCGCCUCCCCUGCACCCAGCCACCUUAGCAGCGUCCAACGUAAGCAACACAAACGUAUUUGCACGCUCACGAUCAGAUGACAAUAUUUUAAAUUCACUUGACUCACUACCGAAGGCGAAGCGUAUGCCUCCUCCACCACCGCCGCCAUACGUAAACCGGCGUUUAAAGAAACCACCCAUGCCAGCACCAUCCGAAAAGCCGCCGCCAAUUCCCUCAAAACCGCCCGCUUGCAAUGUUGCGCCCACGAAAAACCAAGUACCGAUGCGCAGUCAGUUGCCGCCGCGCAAGCCACCCACACUAAACACUAAUCGAAGUGUCAAUAAUAUGACGCGCACGUCCAGCGGUGCGCAGUGGGCUGGUGAACGUCCAAAACCUGAUCUGAUAUCAUAUAAUGGCGGCAGCAGCAUUUUGGCGCAUCUUCAAGCCAGUGUAGCAGCAGCUAAUCGACACACUGCUCACUUAGCAGCAGCUAGCAAGUCAAAGGACGCCACUGGUGGUAGCAACAAUACCAGCCAUGGCACCAACGGUAAUCCAAGCACUAACAAUGCAGCCACAAAUCCACUGGACAUCGCUGUACUACGGGAGAAGAGCAAACAUUUAGAUUUACCGCUAAUCUCCGCCCUGUGCAACGAUCACUCGCUACUUAAGCAGACAAAAGUUUUCGCCAAUGUGAAAACGGGACGCCCGUCAACAAGCUCCACUUCAACCACGCGAAAUGUCAGCGCUACGCCGGCCUCUCCCAGCGGCAUGCGUGCGUCACCAAACAAUGCUGCUAAUCAGCAAAAUUCGACUGCAAAUACCGCCGGGGCAGAUAACGAAGUAUCAGUCUCGUCAGCGGCGACAACUACGCCUGCCUCUACGGCCGCAGUUUCCACACCAGCAACAACUACGACAGCAGUAGCAACAGCAUCGACUACUGCGGUCGUCACCACUACCAACACUACUUCCAACACCAGCACGAAAUCCACAACUUCAAGUACAAUAGCGACACCAAUCCAAUUGGCUGCUGGUAAAGGACGCAAAGCAGGUGGAAGUCAUCGCCAUCCCAAUGACAAAUUGCCGCCGCUGCCAAUGCAAAUGGCUGAGGCAAACAAUUAUGUCAUGGAUCCAGCAAUGGUGAAACACCACAAAAGCUACAAUUCUCAAAUUUAAUUUAAAUUUGGAAACUGAAACAUUCGGCCGAAAAUAAAGAAGCUGAAGGUGACAAGAGCGCAGAGAGUGGCAGCGAUUUAAUAAAAAAGAAAAAUGUCAUAUAAUAAUUUGCAUACGAAAGCUACGAACGGCACUAGGCGCAAUUAAAUGCAAUCUCUCGUAUAUGCCACCACCACACAUAGGCAGAAUGCUUUCACCUUGAAGCUGUAACGAAAGAGGUGGUAUGUGCACACAUCCCUUGGAGUAUGAGAUCAUUUUCGAUUCGAUUUUGUUCAAGUGUUUACUUUCUAUUCCUAAAUGAAAAUCACGCCGAACGACGACGACUGCAAGCAUAUGAAAGUAGGGCGGAAAUGUUUCGACUUAUGACAUACUAUAAGUAUAUUUUUGUAUGUAUGUCCCGUUAGUCUGGUUUCCGACAAGUGACUGCGAUCCUUCACAGUGUUUAGGUGGAAGCUUCGAAGAAUGCCAUUUUCAGCGAACGAAAGCAAAAAAAAGCAAAAUACAAUUCAAUUGUUAACAAACGUGAAAAUGAGCGAGCGAGUGUUUUUGUAGCGAUGCGUAUUACACAAAAAUAAAAAAAUACAUAUAUACAUACAUAAAAAAAUACAUAUAUACGUACAUCGAUUUUCAAAAAUUAAACAAAAACCCCAGAGACAAGACGAACAUGCGGCCCUUCGCGGGCAUAUGAACGAGGCACCAAACUAUCACUGGUGCUGGGCAUCGCACUGGUCCUCUGUGGCCUUCAAAUAUUAGCUUUUUUAGGAGCUACUCACUUAAAAUACGCUAGGAACGAGUGAUAAGAGAACUAUUUGACUAAAUUGAGGCCGCGACAAUGUCAUUCAAGGCGGCGCUACCACCACUCUGUAGGGUCUAGGCUCGACCCAGCAGCGGUCGCCCCUGGGCAGGCGAGUGUAUUUUUGCCAUGUAAAAGCUUCUCAUAAAAGCCAUUUGCCAUUCGGGGGCGGCGUAAAACAGUAGAUGCCUCAAGGCUAACACCACAAAUUGGGGGAGAAGCUCGGUCAAACACUCAGCUGAAGUGUAAGCGCCAAAUUUUUUUGUUAUUAUUAUGGCAUACAUACAAACAACGAUUAUAUGUAUGUACGUGUCGUGAUGAUAGACCGCUUAUUAACAUGACAUUGACCUCUGAAGUAUUACUUAUAUCUGCCUACAUACAAACAUACAUACAUAUGUACAUAUAGUACAUACACAAGCUACAUACGCAACAUUCCCAAGGAAUCUGAUACGAAUUGAGCAAUUUCUUUGUUCAUAACUGACCUCAUUUCAUGUAAAUUAUUUAAUGAAAAGCGAAAACAUCUUAAUCUAGUCACUUUUAGAAAUUCAUAAAACAAUCAAAUAAGCAAACAAAAGACGGUAGACAACUCAAAUACUCAAGCAAAUUUUAAAUACAUAUAUAUUUUUAUUGUAUUUCAAAUAUGUAUUUAUGUAAUUCAAACUGACAAUGCAAGUAGUAGGUACGAGUACGAAUUGAAUUCCGCAUUGAAUUAAAUGUGAAUUAUUUUUAAAUAUUUAUUGUUGUUGUAGGCCAUAACAAACUUGUGUCAUACACAAGUUGUUAUUUGUAUUUAUUUUUUUUUCUAAUUUUAAACUUUCCACUUUCUUCAUAAGCGUGCCACUACAAAGAAGGUGUAUAUUUAUUAUACCACAAGCGAAAAACUAAUACACUCACUUAUCAUAAACGAAAUCCGCCCAAACAACUGUGAUCGAUUUAAUUUUUUUUUUUUUGUUUUUUAAUCUUAACACUUUGAAACUUUGAGUUAAACAAAUGAGCAGAGAUUCCUUGUUUUCUGUUUUAUUUUAUUUUAUUUUAUUUUUUUUACAAUAUUUUCCUUUGAAGGAAUAACAACUACGCCAUUACUUAGCAUAUGUAGCAGUUAAGUUCAUAAGUGCGUGAAGUUUAGGCUUAAGCAAAGUGCGGAAACACAAAACGAACAAAUUCAAUCCAAAUUAUCGAAUAAUCGAACGUUUAGCGUUCAAUGAGAAUGGACAUUUGCAGUAAUGCAAUGAAACCUCUUUUAGUUACUCAGCGCUUAGGGUGUAAGUGUGCGUAUACGCCAAGUAGAUAUUGUGUAUUUUUUAACAUUUCUAAGAAUAUACGUUUGAGAUUUUUAAAACAUGCAAAAUGCAUUUAAGUGACAGAUUGCCUAGACUUGCCCACCGUACUUUACGUAGUAGGUACAUACUUAGGAGUAUGUAUGAGUAAAUAAAUACAUGUGUAUUUAAAAUGCCACAAAUGUUUGUAAAAUCAAACACAAUCAUUUCGAGGUUUAAGUAAACAUAAAAAAUUAUGAAAGCAUGCAUGAAGAUAUUUGGCAAACGUGUUCUAUACAAACACUAUUACAUGCAAACACACACAUAGCCAUCGUCGAUGGCAUACAUACACACAUAUAUUACUAAACACAUAGCUGCGUUCGUAUGGAAUAGUAAGUAGCUUAUCUCUAAAGGCUGGCUUUAUUAUAAUGCAGCAUUCGCUGCAUACGAUUGCGAAUGACUCACGGGCGCCGAACCGUUGAAGAACUUUUG